CAGGGGUUGGCAUUUCUACCCUCGGUCUAUUCCAGACAGAGCAUCUCUUGGGAAUUCAAUGUUUUAUCUAUUGCUCGCUCUCCUAUCUGUGCCUCGAUAUCAAACCAGACCGUGAUAAGACAAUGCUCAAAUGUCACAAAACGGCCUGGCCGCGCUGUCUGCGUAACGCAGGCGCCGUUUUUUGCAGGCGCGGCUUGGCCCAGCCCACUGCCAUCAUCAGUGACGUCACAUCACUCAUUCCCUUGGGAAAGCAACCGCCCAUCCAGCGCUCAAGUCACGAAGCAUACGUAAACAGCUCUGGCUACAAAUUGGCUUCGCAUCUAAUUCACUGUCGUCCACCGGCUGAUGCCGAAAUAAGUCAUCUUACAAACAUCCGCUCACUGGCGUAAUCCUACUAAAAUCUACAGUCCUCCUACUUUCACCAAACCCCCUUCACCGAGAUAUCUACCUAGCUCUAGACAUGGCGUCCAAUGAACCUCAAACCACAAACCUCGACUCCGAGAGCGAAACCGUAGGCUCCACAGCCUACAAGCUACAGCUAGACCAAGCCGCCAGAGACGCCAACGCGAAGCCCAAGAGCCCAGAGGCCAAGCCUGGCGACGCCCACCCCAUAGUGGAGACAGUGGCUCAGUACGUUCCAGCCGUCGGCAAGCUGCUGGCUGGCAGCAAGGGUGAGGUCAAGAAGCCGACCCCGUUCCCUCAGGAGAUUCCUGGCCCGCCCGAGCGUCCGGCCCACGACACCCAGAUCGAGGAGUUUGUCAGGGAUCAGCACAGGAGCAAGACGGAUGCGCUUCUAGAGGACAAGGUGCAGUGACGACCAUGACUCUCGUCUUGGGUGCGGAAGGUCUCCAGAGAAUGGAAAAUCAUAGAACUCAAGCCUAUUAUAUGUAAACUAGAGCACACGCAAGGUCAAACACGAUACUGUUUAGUAUCCUGUGAGGUUCUACUCAUAGCUUGUGCUCUGUAUUUACGCCAUGUUCCUUAUGUGUUCUACAUCUAUCUAGAUGAGGACGUGCCCGGGCAAACAAGACAAAUUUAGAGAUGGAAGAACAGCGCACCAAAUGCCAGAUGCUAUACAGACUUGCAAGAAUAGAACAAGAGUAGAUGAGUGGACUGAGAAAAC
Messenger RNA from Gaeumannomyces tritici R3-111a-1, 1123 nucleotides. RefSeq lists its product as hypothetical. The transcript is spliced from 2 exons. The coding region runs from base 461 to 814 and encodes 117 amino acids. NCBI's taxonomy places the organism in Eukaryota, Fungi, Ascomycota, Sordariomycetes, Magnaporthales, Magnaporthaceae. The record is from RefSeq and is a predicted model, not a curated record.